GUCAACCUGAAAGUCUCCAUUCGGGCUUCAGGACUUGCUGCUGUCACUGUGUUGCCAAACAUGACAGGUCAACCAGAGAUAAAUAACAAUUGUGGGACGUUUAGACCCUCCGGCUAUUACUACCAGGGUGUGUGGCGAGCACUAGGAGGCACCACAGUUCGCCAGUUCAAAACCUCCUCUGCCAUCAGUCAGUGUCUGAAAGGCAAGAUGGUCCACCUGUAUGGAGACUCCACCGCCAGGCAGUGGUUUCAAUAUUUGACCAAUGCACUACCAGAUCUCAAGGAGUUUAACCUGUACAGAAACAACAAAUUUGGACCUUUAAUGGCCUUGGAUCUAGCAAAUGACAUCAUGAUGACCUUCAACUGCCACGGUCCUCCUAUUAUCUCCGCUAUCACAGUUCCCAUUGCCGAGCUGCAUUACAUUGCCAAUGAGCUAGAUGGACUAACUGGAGGCACCAACACUGUUGUCGUUGUUUCCAUCGGGGCACAUUUUUGCCCUUUUCCCAUCGAGAUGUACAUCCGGCGGCUGCAGGACAUCCGUAGGGCUGUUGUGCGGCUGCUGGACAGGGCUCCAGGCACAUUAGUCAUCAUCAGGACUGUAAACCUCAGAGCUUUAAACCUUGAUAUUGCGCUGUUUCUCAGCGACUGGUACUUACUACAGUUUGACAAGGUUCUCAGAGCCAUGUUCAAGGGACUGAGUGUUCAUCUGGUGCAUGCCUGGGAGAUGAGCCUGGCUCAUCACGUGCCACACGACAUCCACCCACUGCCUCCUGUUGUUACAAAUAUGAUUAAUGUCCUCUUGUCCUACAUAUGCCCUCAAAAAAGUGGCUAGAAUUGUGUUUGUUGGGCAGUGCAGGGCAAAUUAGUCGAAAACAGCACUAUACAGUAGUAUUCAUUACACAUGA
Molecule: messenger RNA, 904 nt
Organism: Monopterus albus (swamp eel)
Lineage: Eukaryota; Metazoa; Chordata; Actinopteri; Synbranchiformes; Synbranchidae
Product: NXPE family member 3-like
Exons: 3
Coding region: 61-831 (256 amino acids)
Source: RefSeq, a predicted model, not a curated record